This is a messenger RNA of Cooperia oncophora, 2067 nucleotides long. NCBI's taxonomy places the organism in Eukaryota, Metazoa, Nematoda, Chromadorea, Rhabditida, Trichostrongylidae. The record is from the annotation of a GenBank genome assembly.
AUGGAACGUCGGAAUUUCAGCACUGCAGUCGUAAUUUCAGAUUUCUCCAAGAGAAAACCUGCAUUUUUGACUGCAACAACACGCGCUAUAAAUCUCAUCAUCGGUCUCACGGAAGAUGGUAACCUUCCUGUCAACCUUGAGGAGAAGAGGAAAGAAGCUCUCCUCGCCAAGCUAAAAUCGGCUGAUACUUCAUUUGCUUCUUCUACGAGCAGCUCACCAUCGUGUUCCCAGAUUGGUUCUAGCUUGCCGAAAGAAAAGGAACAAUCUGCUCGUUGCAUGGAUUCUCCUCCUGUUGUGAUUCUUGAUGCAUCUCCACCUUCAGUACAAAUGAUUGAAUACCCAGAGCCUCCAUCUGUUCAAGUGAUUGAGAGCGGAAGUCAGAUUUCGCCGACCUGCGUCCAACAGACGCCCGUUGAGUUACCUGCGCAGCCAACCGAAGAGCUUGGGCGUAAAACACAGGCUGAAAGUCAUGCCCGCUCAAUGAGAACUGAUAUGGUCUCUAUGGCUGAGGCUGACUUAAUCGAUGAAAUCGAUGGACUUGUGGAGUCAUCUAGUGUAACUUGUGAUGAUGAAGUGGCAUCAUCCUCACAGGAGAAAGAUUCCAAUGUAUCAAAUAGCGAAAAUGGAGUCACGAAUGACUUCGCUGAAAACAAUGCGGCUAGAACAUCCGUUAUUAUCUCCGGUAGACCGUCCACAGAAGUGUUGAAGGAACAAUUACAAUGUGAACUCUGUUGUCUCACGAUGCGUUCUCAUGCCGAUCUGGAGCUGCAUUUGAAAUGGCAUACUGAGUUCCCCUCGUUAUGCUAUCUCUGUGAACCUGCACUUGGCGGUUUGGAAAAACCGGAGCAACUACUGGAACACGUAAAAGCAAACCAUACCCUUCCUGCAGAGUCACCGAAACAGGAUGGCAUUCCAUAUGUUGUAUGUGUUUUUUGCAACUUUCAAGUGCGAAGUAGCAGUUUCAUGGCCCAUUUGGUUUCGGACUGUUACAUGGCACCAUGUCCCCUAUGUGGUGACAAACUCGUCCGAAGAAAUGAUCGUGUUAAUCAUAAAAAGGCUCACAAAAAGGUUUCAGAGAGGUUUCUCUGUGAAUGCCGCCGUGGAUAUGCGACCAUUACUGCUUUCAAGGAGCACAUAUGCCGAAGCAAAUCUGUUCCAGUAGUUAAUUGUACGUGCUGUGAUGCUAAGUUUAGCGCUGCACAAAUCGGGCAAGCUAAGGCUAUGAAGGACGGUGUACUCCAUUUCAUUAAAAAGCAUACAAAGAAUCUCUACUGCUUUCCCUGUAAAAAUGAGCCACUUGAAGCUCUCACGGAACACGCUCGAAGCCAUCUGAAAGAAGAAAGCGAAAUGUGGACUCCUAAGCCAUGUCUCCAUAGCUGCUCAGAAAUGGGCUUGCUCAACAAUUCGAUCGAGUAUCCUCAGUUCCCUCUUCAAUCGAAGAAACGAAAUAAAUCAUCUCCAGGUGCCACGGUACAAGAUCAACCGGAUAAUACUGAGGCAAAAGAAUCAAGCUCAAGUUCACAGUUGCCAGCCCCUUCAGAAGAAGUGAGUGGUGAAGAAGAAAUGACGGAGCACAGUGCUUGGGACGGAGACGAUUUACAUCAAAGUGAAAGUAGCAACUCUCGAGAUGGGAAUUCCCCUUCAUUGCUAGAGAAGCAACGCCAAGUUCUUGCUAAUCUAAUAGAUGAUUUGGGACCUCCACCUUCUGUCAUUGUCAUAGAAAAUGGAACGGCUUCGGUGCGAGAAGAAAAGGAGGAAGAGCCAAGUGCUGUUCCUAAAAGUUCCGUUGCCGAUGAUAGGCGGAUGUCAUCAUCCUCGACUGCUUCCCCGGUGGUGCAUUACGUCAAUGAAGGAGACGAUGAUUGCAUGAUGCUCGACGUGCUUGAAUUGCCAACUGGCAUCACGUCUCAAUCGGUUACUAACCAGCGAGAGAAGAAAUUCAAGUGCUCCAUGUGUAGUGAAAUGUUCCUCCGACAAUCAACCUGUCAGUACCAUGAGCAGACUUCUCAUCGAAACGACAUAAUAUCCGACAUCUGUGAUGAGGUACCUUCGUUUCACUUUUCUUGA